This is a messenger RNA of Arabis nemorensis, 186 nucleotides long. The record is from the annotation of a GenBank genome assembly. Lineage: Eukaryota; Viridiplantae; Streptophyta; Magnoliopsida; Brassicales; Brassicaceae.
AUGGAUGAGUGCUCGGACAAGCAGGGCUUAGCGAAAAGAUGUCUCUGGGAGAACCGUCUACGUCUCCGAUCUCAUUCAAUCAACAAACUCAAAGUGUUACAGGGUCACUGGUUCACUGAAGAGCAGCUUGCUGCUUUGUUUCUGAUCUGUGGACACGUCACUGUAACAUUAGCCAUGACACGCUGA